UUGUAGUUUUACGGAGGAAAAGCGUUCGGCAGCUUGGAAAAUGGUCCGGUGGGGAAGAGGUUAAUUAAACACGUGACGGCGCCGAUAGCUCCAGUGAGCCUUCGCUUCCUGGUUUCCAGGGGAACGACUUCCUGUUGCUGUAGAUGUCACCGUGCAGUAAGGGAGACUGGGGGCUGCUGUGUGACCCCUUUAUAGUGUCACCUCCCCGGGCUGGCGACCAUGCAGGCUACCCCAGUACUGCCAGACCGCAAAGACUGCUGCUAUACCAGCUGCUACUGCGAGGAAAAUGUCUGGAAGCUUUGUGAGCACCUCAGAGAUCAGAGUCCACAUCUUCUGGAAGAGUUCUUCGCCGUUUUCUUGUCCAAUGAAAAUAGGAUGAUACCUAUAUGGAAGCAAAUGUCUGGAAAAAGAGAGGAUCCAGUAAUAUGGGAUUAUCAUGUUGUUCUGCUUCGUGACUGUAGUGACGGGCGGAGGUUCAUCUAUGAUCUGGACACAUUGCUGCCAUUUCCAUCUCCUUGUGAUACCUACAUUAAGGAAGCUCUCCGUUUGGAUCACAAUAUCCAUAGAGACUUCAGAAGGAAGCUGAGGGUAAUACGGGCAGAGGAGUAUCUCAGGACAUUCGCUUCUGAUCGAUCCCAUAUGAAAGAUGCCAACAACGAAUGGAGGAAACCUCCACCUCCUUAUCCUUGUAUAAAGACACCAGCUAUAUGUAUGAUGACGGAUCCUUCUUGGCAGAAAUUGGAGGUCGCUGGCAACACCAUAUGGAUAGACUCCAUUUUAGUAGAGAUAUGGGAGACUUGCACUAUUUAAAAUGAAGAUAACCGAAUACCGGAUAUCCGGUUAGGGGAGGCGCAAGGUGCGUUUCACAGCAAAGGGAAGUACAGGCCAGCCAAAUGAAGCGCACGUUGCGUUCCAAGUUAUGUCAUGGCGCAAUGGAUGACGGUGCGGCGCAGCUUGGUGACAUGUUCAGUUGCCCAUGGAAAUGAAGAUGCCGGGUGGUAGAAGAAAUAGAUAUGUGAGAAAGUAGUAUAACCAACUUCUAUGUAGUCACAAACCGGAAGUCUACCGGUGUCAGUAUUGCCAGUGGCGCCCACCGGAGGUAGAUGAACAUGUGAGUACCACUGUAUAUUAGUAAGGAGUUUUAGUAAGUGAAACAUGGCCUGAGGAAGGGGAGUCCAUGUGCUCAUCUCCCUGAAACGCGUUGCUAUAGCACUUUGUAAGAUAUUUAUGAUAUGUAAUAAAACAUCCUCCACUA
Hyla sarda is the source of this 1255-nucleotide messenger RNA. RefSeq names its product N-terminal glutamine amidase 1 (gene NTAQ1). The record is from RefSeq and is a predicted model, not a curated record. Lineage: Eukaryota; Metazoa; Chordata; Amphibia; Anura; Hylidae. Gene Ontology annotation, cellular component: cytosol; nucleus. The transcript has 6 exons. Bases 220 to 810 code for a protein of 196 amino acids. Gene Ontology annotation, molecular function: protein-N-terminal glutamine amidohydrolase activity; protein-N-terminal asparagine amidohydrolase activity.